UUUUGUCUCUUUUUGGAGCUUUUUCUACUGUUUCUUUCCAAUGACGUUGCUGGACGUGCUUCUUCACCCGUGGUCGCUGCAAGUCGCCGGCCUGGUGACGAUUCUCGGCGUCUUCAAGUUCUGCGAGAGUCGUGCUGCGAUGCGUGGCUGCCACCGCCGUGCAAUGCCUCCAAUGGUCGACAAGGCGCUCCGCGUCGUCUUCUUCACCAUUCUCGUUGGCCCGUUCGCAUGGUUUAUGGACACCACCGUCCUGCCCUUCCCGAUCGUCAUCCCGUCGUGCAUUUUGUACCUCUUCACAUACACGGAUUUGUGCGAGCAGUCCGGCGGCCGCAAACCCGUCGCUCGCAAGUGGCCUGUAUUCGAGCUGCUCCGAAAAUACUUUAGCGUCUCCAUCGUCAAGACCGCAGACCUCGAUCCCAAGAAGCAAUACAUUUUUGGCUGCCAUCCGCAUGGCAUUUUGCCUUUCGGCACGAUGGUGGGCAUGGGCUACCAGUUCCCUGGCGGUUUUGCCGAUCUGUUUCCUGGCGUCGACUAUCGCGUUCUGGCAGCGACGUUCUGCUUUUAUCUCCCCCUCUACCGCGACCUCCUGCUCGCCAGUGGUGUGGUGGACGCAGCUCGCUACUCUGCUCACAAGAUCAUGCGUAAUGGCUACUCCAUCACGCUUGUCCCUGGCGGAGCAACUGAAGCACUGUACGCCAACCCAGACAAGGACGUGGUGGUGCUGAAAAAGCGACGCGGUUUCGUUCGCCUUGCCCUGGAGCACGGCGCGUCUCUGGUCCCUGUUUUCGGCUUUAACGAAAACAACACGUUCAAGCAAAUGGCAUCAGACAACAAGACCAUGCACGCAUUGAAGAAGCAAUUCCAGAGCAUCUUUGGCAUUUCGCUGCCUCUGAUCACCAACAUCAUUCCUCGUCGAACCAAGGUCACGGUGGUCGUCGGUCGGCCGAUCGAGGUUCCCAAGUCGCCCGAGCCCAGCGAUGAGCAGGUUCAAAAGUACCUCGAUCUGUACAUUGAAGGGCUCAAGCAGCUGUACCGGGAAAACAAGGACAAGUACAAUGAGCCGAGCACCAAGCCAGACCUUGAAGUGCUUUAAUUUUGUUGUUCUUAAUGCUGUUUGAAUGUUUUUGCGCUUUUGUUCCAAUUCACUCGAUUUCGCACCCAAAGUACAGUGUUCGUUACAGGACA
This is a messenger RNA of Capsaspora owczarzaki ATCC 30864, 1185 nucleotides long. Its product is annotated as 2-acylglycerol O-acyltransferase 2-A. Gene Ontology annotation, biological process: triglyceride biosynthetic process. Gene Ontology annotation, molecular function: diacylglycerol O-acyltransferase activity. The record is from RefSeq and is a predicted model, not a curated record. The transcript has 8 exons. Lineage: Eukaryota; Filasterea; Ministeriida; Capsasporidae. Bases 41 to 1093 code for a protein of 350 amino acids. Gene Ontology annotation, cellular component: endoplasmic reticulum membrane.